GUUCCAGAUAGUGCUGACUCACACUCAAGAAAACAUGAUACACAGACACAAUGCACUGUAACUCUUUUCCUUUCCCCCAGUAAGCUCGAAAGUUUCUGUAGCUCAUGCAAUAAAUGGCUGAGACGGUAGGUGUAAUACCAAGACAUGAAGAGGAGAGCCAAAAUAACAACGAUGAUGAAGACCCGUUUCCGAAUCACGAUGCUGUAACGGCAUCCCCUGGUUGCUCUGCCAGCCCUUCAUUAGCCAGCCUUAAUGAAGACAAGGGAAGCUCAGCAGUGCCAGAAAGACUGUCCAUCCUCUCCAGCAAGGCCGUGGCCCAGGCAAAAGCCCUGACUGGCCCAGAGAUGGUUAGUGGUGGCCAGGCACAGAGGACAGCCUCUGGGUUGGCUGAGCAUCGCCCGACAGCUGUAAAUGCAUCGUUAGGUGGCUCGUCGUACUCUGCGGCUGUCGAUAACCUGCAGCCUGUGGGUAUCGCCUCCCUGUGCUCCGAAGGCCCCUGCUGUGAGGGUGACACCAGUUUGGAGGUGCCACAGGUCCCAAGGGUGCCUGGCGGGGCCAGCCAGCCCCCGCAGGCUGUCACUGCCCUGCCCGGGACCAAGCCCGGGGGCUGCCACACGCAGCAGGCAGGGAGCGGAGCCAAGGGCGACACGGCCCCUUCUAGUCUGGGCCAGGCGAUUUGGACAAAGACCGCAAAAGUAAGGGAGACCUUGGAAAAUAAGAAAAAGGAGGAAAAGGAGAAGUACCGGCUCCAGCUAGCUAUGUACCGACGGCUUCUGCUGUUGCGCUCGAUCAGGAGCUUGCAUAAGCAGCUGGAGCAGCAGCAGGCCAGAUUGCAGGAAUGCUACGGCACGGUAAUAAAUACCAAGAAAGAAGUGUUGAAACACAUUCGCUCAACCUCGCCCUCACCUUUGCCGUAAUCGUGUUGCUGCAUGCAGAAAUGAGCUUUGCAAUGCCACCGGAGCUGUCGGUAAGCUUGCAUGCCAUAGGGGUGGUGUUCUCCUACCCAAGAGUACGUGCCCACCUGCGCCGAGAGCAGAGAGGAAACAGCAGCAGCAGCAGCAGAGCAAGAAGAAAGGAGAAGGUACAGUGUUGGCUCCUGAAUUUACCUGGAGGAAGCCGGAGCAUGAUUGUUCCUGUGCAAGAAGCUGCCUCCUGAUGGAGCUGAAAUAGGAUUUUUGGCAUGUAGGUUUGCAAAAAGAAAAAAAAAAACCCACAACUGGGAACCUAGUCUGACACCUGAUCUGUAAAGGUGGUCAGAUGCAAGAGUUGCUGCCUGCUGAAUAUGUGACACAGCACAUCUCCCUUCUACUUUCAGCGCUAACAAAACUUGAGCAAAAUUAAGGGUCAUUUGUCCACAAGAAUACAUGAAUCAAGAAAGCCAGGAUGUUUGAAACACUUAAGCUCAGGCUUGAUUAUAUCUACCUAGCUGCCUGUUUUUCACAGAACUGCUAAGGCCGUUGUACAUUUGUGACCUCUACCCUCCUAUAAAAUGUAUUCAGAUUGACCAGAAAUUAUUGUGGGAAGGUAGGACAGUCAAACACAUGCACAGGGAGACAGUGCAACUGCCCCAGCCUUAUUUCCUUAGGAAAGCAAGCUAAAAAGAAAGGCCUCAUAAUCUGGCGUUACAUUGGAAACCCAGACUGGCAGUGCCAGGGGAAUGUUCGAGGUCUGCACAAUUAUUAAUCUGCUGCUAACUCCCAGUGGCACUAGCGUCUGCAAAUCAAGCAUAUUUUGUGCCUUACUGCUGUCAUUUAAUGGAAGUUGGUGACAAUUAGCACUUUUUAUCCAGGUGUAUUAGACAUGUGGAAAACCCUAGAGCACUGUUUCUCCAAUUUUGAGGUUAGGAUGCCUGCAGGGAAUUUGAUGUCAGUAUGCAACAAACACACAGGGAAAAUGAAAGCAAAAAGAUGCAACUUUUUUGUAUGCAUUUAAAAGACAAUGCGAGUCCCUAUUAUUGAACAGCAAAUUGAAUAGUUGAAUGUGCUGCUUUAGGAUCUGAAGCAAAAAAUGGUUCAAGAAGAAAAGAUACUGAAAAGCUUCCUUUUCUAGGACUUAAAGUGAUAUGGAAAAAUCUCAUUUUCUUCAGAUAUUUAUUUCUGAUAGUGCCACCUUUCCUUUUCCCCUGUUGGUUUGUUUGUUGGGGGUUUUUUUUUGUAAAUGUUUAGGUAGACGAAAAAUCAAACAGGUUUUUGGUGUGUUUUUCCCUCAUGAAAAGGUGAGUCCAUUAUUAGAAGUCCUAUCUUUCUGAGAAUAAUGUGCUAUAUAUAGGAAACUUUUCAUCCUCAGCUUUUUUUUGUGUGUGUAUAGAGAGAGGGUAUGUGUUUGUGCACGCAUGCACACACACAUCCCUAUACACAAGAGGUUAUGAAAGGCUGGUGCUUCUUUUUCUGUAGCAGAAGCAGGAAUAAUAUCUCAAAAUAAUCUCUGCUGUCUGUGAGGAGUUUGGUUGAUUAGAUUCACAUGCACACAUCUGUGAGCAAGGUAUUGAAGUAAUUCAACAAUUGAAGUGCAGCACAACAUUGCCAUUAUUCCGCCUUUGUAUUUCUGCGCACCCAAAAUUAUGGAAGCCCCCUGGGUAUGCACAACCUUAGAUAUGUUCAUUCAUCUCCUUGGGCCCUGGUGUAGCCUCUCACGCAGCACGAGCCUGUAACUUUGAAUGCAGAAUUACCAUAGAAACAUCCUUGGCAUCAAGGAGAUAUUUGAAGAAGCAUCCUCUGCUGCCUCAUUUGGGGGAUUCGGGUUGCCAGGGGCCUUUAGUGGGCUGCAGAAGAGAGCUGGGGAUCGCACGUGACUAGGAGACAUUACUCCUGAGCUCUGAUCCCAUCCAGCUCUCUGCUCAGCCUUGGGAAAACUGUUCUCUGUCAGUAAUGCAGGUUUCCCAAAGAAUGCUUAAAUACUAAACUGACCUCAGAGGUAACCUGUUCUGUCUUAGUAUGCCCCCCAAGAAGGAAGGUUGAUCAUGGCUAAUAAGGCUAUGCAAAGAUUUGAUUUUUUUUUUCUUAUUUAUUUGUACUUUAUGAACUAGAAAAGCAUUUUUGUCAUUGGUUAAGAGUGAGAUUAAGUGUUCUGUUAAACCAAAAGGCAAGCAAACCACUAUUACGUCAUUUCUCUUGAGGAAAGAAGUGUUGGAGAAGGGACACAUCUUUCAAAAAUACUACUGAAUUUUGAAAUCAAAUAUAAAAUUGUUCCCAUUAGGAAGACUGUCAAAAUGUAUAUUUUAGUUAAUUUUGGCCAACUUUUUGUUUGAAAAAGAGUUAUCUUCUAAAUUAGAUUCAGCUUGAAUAAUAGUAUCAUGUCACUGAAUGUUCCACUGAAAUAAAAUAUAUGCACAAAAAUAUUAAAAAAACCCUGGUAAGACAAAGUAGCUAUUUUGCCUCGGUAGCUGCUGAAGUAUUGUCCUGCAUUUGUUGUGAGAAGCGGAAUGCCCUCCGUUACUGCGUAGAGCUACCUGUAGUGUCAUAUUUGCAUUUAAGGGUGACUAGAAUAAUGUUAAAAAAUACUUCUCGCAUAAUACAAAAUGCAGCAAUAGUCAAGAUGUCAAUGUGUCCAACUAAGUGCUUUGUGGCAGAACUGUGACAAUCUUUGUUUGUACAACACCUCUCAUAAAAUUUCUUGAUCCUAAUUGGGAUCAGUAGAUGCUUCUGCACUAUGAAUAUUAAAUACCAAAAGAUUUGUGCAUGAGCAAUGUUGUCUGAUAGCUGGCAAGAAAAUGAAGCCAAGACUCAUUCUGUGUGUGCAUACUCUUUCCAUGUAGUGCUUUAUGGAUACAUGCAAAAUAAAUGUUAACUGAGGAAAUAA
Molecule: messenger RNA, 3798 nt
Organism: Harpia harpyja (harpy eagle)
Lineage: Eukaryota; Metazoa; Chordata; Aves; Accipitriformes; Accipitridae
Product: UPF0500 protein C1orf216 homolog
Exons: 2
Coding region: 114-917 (267 amino acids)
Source: RefSeq, a predicted model, not a curated record